GCGCAUCCUUUCCGCUCUUGUGAAACACUUACCAUAUGAGGCAGGCUGCUGACCGUACGGUGCAGCAGGUGGAGAGUAGUAGUGGCCGUGGCCCAUUUUUAGCGCUCUUGAGUGUGCGGGCAGUGCUGGGGUGGGAUUUCCACAAUAUGGACAGCGCCGGCUAUUAAGAAGAGAAAAACCGAGGAUGCUCAAUAGGCCGAAGAACGAGGUUGCAAGAACGGAUUUUCGCCAUCUCUUCUGCCGCGGGAGGUGCUGCAGAGCGCACGAAGGCCUCAUGCACGAGUGCGCAUGGGAUCCGCCACCUGGGCGCACACAUGACCCACGCCUCUCCUCUGGUGCUAUAUUGUUCCCACACUCGACAGCGAACCUGCUGCCAGCAAGCUUAUCGCCGCGCCCGCGUCACACCCGCAGCCAAGGCGCGUUCCGAUCGGGGGGGUGCGGUGGGUGGCUCUGUCGGUCUGAGGGACCAAAGCAAAAGCACUGCUGGCGGUCCCCGGCCACGGCGCCUGCUUUCGCUUUCGAGGCUGGGCAGCCUGGGCCUGGCUGUGAGACUUUGUGGGAACUGGUGAUCGCGCGAGGGGUGUUCCCAACCAAAUUCGGCCACUGUGCUUCAUGUGGAACUAGACAGAGGCGGCUGCUGCCGCGAAAAGGACAGCACCGCCUCCCCCUAUCGCGCUGCUGCCGCUCCAACGCCGGCGAAUUUUGGGGGAGGGAGACGAGCAGUUUGUACCCCCCUAUCCCCCACCCGCACAGACGAAAACAGAACGAUGAUACACAUGCACGUCUAUGCAGCAGCGGUAGCAAGCCCAAAAAGGCAAGCCACAGCGCUGCGAUGGUUUCAUAUGAGCAGUCCAAUCAAACCGGAAGACAUCUCCGCUCCUCCGUAUAUAGGCGGGGCGAUCUCGCAUAGUGGCCCAUGGGAAGCUGUCGAAUGACAGCUCCGAGGGCGGGAAGCGGGGACGACACAGGCCAGCAGAGCCCAACAGCACUGCGCCAUUUUGAAACUAAUGCUGUCCUUUUUCUGGCCAAAGGGGCAAUCGCAGUCGCAGUUGCUAUAUCGAGCUGGACAGAAUUCACAAGGGCAGGUGGUGUGUGGUUAUUGGGGCCAAGGGCCAAGGGCCAAGACAGGGCUGGCGAGGGGGAGCGGGGACC
This is a messenger RNA of Linderina pennispora, 1152 nucleotides long. RefSeq lists its product as uncharacterized. The record is from RefSeq and is a predicted model, not a curated record. Bases 185 to 910 code for a protein of 241 amino acids. NCBI's taxonomy places the organism in Eukaryota, Fungi, Kickxellomycota, Kickxellomycetes, Kickxellales, Kickxellaceae. The transcript has a single exon.